AUGGCCGAGUUCCUGCCCCUCUGCGACGUGCUGUUCAACGUGAUCUCGCUGGCCGGUUACUUCUGCGACGUCGUGUUUGACCUGGUCCUCGGGUACGCGCUCUACGAGCGCCAGAAGUUUACGUACUUCACCGCCGUCAUCGUGAUCGUGUCCUUUUCACUCAUCAUCUCGCAAGUCGUUUCCAUCCGGUGGUAUCUGAAUAAGCGCAAAAUACGGAAUGCGACGGCCUCGACGGCAGGUCCGCCCGGGUCGGACCCGGGCACCGUUGGUACCGAUCCGCCGUUGGCCAACAGUCUAGAGAAGAAGAAGAAAAAGCCCGCCGCGGGUCUGCGCGGGUUGGCAGCCGGUAGGACCGAUCGGUCGCAGUACUACGGGCGCUACAUCGUAUUCGCCCUGCACGUCAGUCAGCUCGGGGUGCUGUGGCGGUACGCCAAACUGUUUGUGCCGGUCGAUCUGCGGCACGUGAAGCACGAGGUGCGCGACCUGUGCAUGCUCCGGUUGGUGCAUGCGUUCUGCGAGGCGGCCCCGAUGCUGCUGCUACAGCUGUACGUGCUGGUGAACCUGCAGAGCGAGGCGCAGCUGAGCAGCCUGAAGCUGAAAAGUCUCGCCGGCGGCGGGCACCACUUGCCGUCGGCGGCCAGCACGGCCCUCGUCCAGCAGACCAGCCUGGUCGAGCAACAGCAGAAAACGUUCCGCGAUCUCAACAUGGUGUCCGCCACGCUGUCGCUGUUCAGCGUCUGCUGGGCGCUGGCCAGCUUCAGCAAGAACGUGCGCCUCCGCCACGUGCACCGGCUCGUGCUGACCUGGCUCGGGGUGAUCUUCCAGUUCCUCUGGCGGCUCGGCACCGUGAUCUCGCGCGUCAUCUCCCUCACGGUGUACGCCUCCGUCUACAGCCACUGGGUGUUCCUGGUGAUCAUUCUGCACUGGUUCUCCAUGUUCCUGUGGUUAAUCUCGCCGAAGAACGUGUUCCACGGCGAGCGCAUCUCGCGCCUGAAGAAAACCACCCUCGGUGGGCUCAUUGCGUUCGUCUACAUCUUCGCUUACAUCAACCUGCAGGAAGUGCGCCACCGGCAGAAGAUGCUCACGUUCUACGUGGUGAUGUUCAUGGAAAACUGCCUGCUGGUGUGCCUGUGGAUGGUCGGCGUGUGGCCGAACCGGCCCGAGGGCUGGUAUAUGGUACCGGUGUCGGUGCUGUGCAGCUUCGCGGCCGGCCUCUUCUUCAUGGUCGUGUACUACCGCUACUUCCACGUGCGCCGCCUCGGCUACGAGGCCGGCGGCCGGCUGGCGGAGAAGUGCUCCGCCCACUGCCCCGACGGCUGCCGGUGUCCGAUCAGUCACGACGGCAGCGGCGGUGGACCGGUUGGUGCUGGGUAUCCUGGUGGUGGUGGCGGCGGUGUCGGUGGUUUUGGAGGAGGAAAAACGGGACUGGCUGGUGGUGGCGGUGGCUUCGCGGCGGGCCAGAAGUAUCCGCACGCCAUACCGGGAGUCUUCAACUGUCGCUUCUCGAACCCGGUCAACGCGGCCACCAAGCGGAAGAAGAAAAAGCCGACUACCUUCGUGCCGCCCCCGAACCUGGCGAUCGCCGCCCAGAACGGGGUUCCGGCGGGCGGGCCCGGAGCGGCCUCGUCGGCGGUCGGCGAUCAGUACGCCCCGCAGCACCACCACCAGCAACAGUUCCAGCAGCACCAGUUGUUUCUUCCGGAGCCGAGCCGGGCCCCACACCUCGGGCCGAUGGCCAUCCCGUUCUGGAGGCGACCGCUGCCGCGCUCGCACACGGGUGGCUCGAGCGAGAACGAGGGCAGCAGUGUCGGGUCGCGCGUGAACAUCCAGCAGAAGCUGCUCGAGAAGAAACAGAAGCAGCUGGCCGAGCUGAAGAUCAUCGAGGAGGAGAUCAAGCAGGGCAAGCUGGGGGGGCCCGGUGGCACCGGGACGCUCAGCUCGGGCGACGACGGCAAGACGACGCUGCCACGGCAGCCGAUACCGCGCGCCAAGAAGCACAUUGACCUCGAUCCGAUCGAGUGGCGCACCUCCAGCCCGGACAUGGCGGAGAUCGUGGCGAACAAGUCGUUCAACGACCUCAACCUGCUGCUGGCCGCCAACCUGGACGACGUGAACGGGCUGGGCAAGUUCAGUAGCAACUACGAUCCGAUCUACAAUAGCUUCGGCCUGAACGGGAUCAACAUCUCGGCCCUGGUGAACCUGAAGGGUUCCGGAGGGGGCGGUGGGGGACCCGCUGUGUCAUCUGGCUGUGCGCUUGCAGGUGACGGCGUGCGGGAAGCCGGGCAGCCGUCGGGGCAGGGCAUCGCCCCGGGAGGGCCGGCCAAUCGCAACAUGUCCCCGAUAUCGUCCCAAAUCUCGGCCACCGAAAGCAACUCCCUGACCCGGCAGAUCCUGCCACGGGCCAAGAUUCUCCCGAACAACAUCCCCCGGAACCCGUUCGCGGAGAACUAUCGGGGUAACUUCGUGAGCCUGUACGCCGAUGCAGCGGCCAACACGGUCGGGCCGGGUGGAGCGGCCGGCACGACCGGAGCACCGGGCAAUCCGGUCCGGGCGCCCUCGAUCAGCCCCCGGACGACGGAGAUCGCCCAGUCGAACCGGGCGAUCCUUUACGAUGCGCACGGUCGGCUGUAUGCCGACGCAAACCAUCCGCGGCAGGUGUCGGGCACGUACAGCAACACGGACAACGCGGGUCCUCACGACAGCCUGCCGUUCCCGUACAACGUGGUACCGCCGCCGCGGAGCAAACUGGACAGCCGCGGCACCCCCAGCACGCCGGUCCAAUCCGGGUCGGCCAGCGGCAGUGCGAACAACACGAACAGCAGCAACAAAUCGGGCCGGACAGCCACGACCGCUACGGUGGCGGUGGCCAGCGUACUCGGGAGCGCGAGUGGCCCCGCGGGUCCCACUGCCGCCGGUGGUGGUAUCGGAGCGAUCAACAACCUCAACACCAGUACGAAGCGCCAAAACAUGCAGCGAUCCAAGACGCCCGAGAUUCUGCUGGCCCCGCACUACCUGGAGAACUCGCGCAUCUACUUCGACUGGGUCGCCCGGGAGGCGGCUAAUUUUCGGUUGCAGGACACGGAACGCGACCACCCGGUGGAAAGCAGUGGCGACGAAAAUCUGGACAACUCCGCGUGUGACGAUGGACACAACGGGCACCACCGGAUACCGUCCGAUAUCGACAGCCAGGUAUCACUGCCCCGGUCUUACACGCUGCCUCGCGAGUUCAAGUACUACCGCCGGAACAAGGGCCGCAAGGUGAAGAACGAACACUUCAUCGCCAGCACCAACAGUAGCGACGGGGACGUUGACAGUGGCGACGACAACGAGUCCGAGCGGCUGUCGAACCUGUCCUCCAGCUCCCAGCGGCGACAGAAGAAUGGUACCCCGUGCUCGAAUCUGGCCGGCCCGCGCAUGAACAAUCUGAACAAAUCGGGUGCCGCCAUCUUGUCCGGGCCGGCGGUCUUGAAGGACGUUGGACCGGGCCAUCCGUACGGUGCCGGUGGAUCCCCCAGUGCCACGAUGCUACCGAACGGAUGCCGCCAGUCCCUGAACCCUACGCCCCAGAACCUGCAUCCGGCGCCGUCGGUAGGGAGUGCCGGGAUUGGAAACGGGGCCGCCUAUAACCUGCGCUCCGGGAGCCCCGCGGCACUGGCGGUGAAGGCCGCGGUGCACAGCCUGGAUCUGAUCAGUGGUGUCGAGGCGCUGGGCGGUGCCGGCGGUGGAGCAGCCCCGUACCACGCCAGCGGACGACCGAUGCGCUUCCGGAUGUACGGCACCAAGAACGGGAUGGUGCGGCACGAGACGAAGCUCUAG
Messenger RNA from Anopheles bellator, 3816 nucleotides. RefSeq lists its product as uncharacterized. Bases 1 to 3816 code for a protein of 1271 amino acids. The record is from RefSeq and is a predicted model, not a curated record. Lineage: Eukaryota; Metazoa; Arthropoda; Insecta; Diptera; Culicidae. Gene Ontology annotation, biological process: apoptotic process involved in development; engulfment of apoptotic cell; phosphatidylserine exposure on apoptotic cell surface. The transcript has 7 exons. Gene Ontology annotation, cellular component: plasma membrane.